GCACUCUCUGUUUUCUCCACUCAAUUCCCCUUUCUCUCUUUCUCUCUCUUUCUCUUGUUUUCAAAAUGUUUUUCUUUCUGGUUUCUUGUUUCUGUUUAAUUAUUCUAUCAAGGUUUUCCUUCCUCAAAACAUUCCCAUCUUGGAACUUCGAAGUGGGUUCUUAUUCAUUUCAAUUUUUUUUUAAGCACCUGUUAAGAACAAUCAUGAUUUCCCUCAGUCUCUGUCCUCUUGAUCGAAUGAAAAAUAGUGUCAUCAGUUCGAAAACAGAGGCUUUAGAAAAGAAUAAGAAGAAAGAUGAUGUUUGCUUAUCUGAUCUGCCAGAUUUGCCCUUGGAAUGCAUUCUUGAGAAGCUUUCUCCUGCCGGAUUAACAAGUAUGUCAGGGGUAUCCAGGUCUUUUCGGGCUAUGUGCACACAAGAUCAUCUCUGGGAGAGACACUUGAACCAGAAAUGGGGUAAGAUUUUGAUGGGUGAUUCUGUAUAUAAAGAAUGGCAAGCCUACAUUGACACCAAAAAGAAGCAAACCCUCUUGUCUUCAUCAAAUGGAAAAGGGUAUUUUCGGGUUUUCACUACUGGUUUCUGGUGGAAGAAAAAUGUGAAAUUGAACAACACCAGUAUUUGUUUGCCUGUCGAUUCGAUCAUGGCUUGGUAUCUCUCACUUGAAACCGGAAACUUUUCUUUCCCUGCUCAAGUUUACAACAGAGAGAAUGGAAAUGUUGGGUUUUUAUUGUCUUGUUAUGAUGCAAAAGUUAGCUACGAUUCCAACUCCGAUAGUUUCAAGGCGAGAUACUUGGCACACGGUAGGCCAACAACCGAGGAAAAUAUCAAAUGGGAAAGGCUAAGAUCGCCAGUAGUUGAUGCAUCACCAUAUGAUCUUCAUGUCUCUUCUUGUUUGACUGAUUUACAUCCAGGAGAUCACUUUGAGAUUCAAUGGAGGAAAUCUAAAGAGUUCCCUUAUGGUUGGUGGUAUGGUGUUGUUGGCCACUUAGAAUCAUGUGACGGAAACAAGCUUUAUUGCCAAUGUCAUCGUAGUGACACAGUUAUGUUGGAGUUCAAGCAGUAUGGCUUGGGAUCAAGAUGGAGGGAAGUGGUGAUAGAUAGAAAGGAUCAUCGUGAAGUAGGCAAUGAAGAAGAUGGAUUUUAUGCAGGAAUCAGAAAACUUUACAACGAUCAUGAGAUCUUGGUCUGGAAAGCCCUUUGGCCCACUAAGCCAUUGGAAUGAAUAACUUGAGUUAACUGUUAAGAACUUAUUGUAAAUAGAAUCAUGUUUAGGAAGAGAUUCUAGAAUUAGUAGGUUGUAAAAUUGUAAUGUAAGAGAUGAAUUUGGGAUCAGUUUUUGUUAGUUGAUGCACAUAUAUAUGUAUGAGAUAAAGUGCCAUUGUACAAAAAGGUUAGGGCUAAAGGAUAUAUAGGUGUAUAAGAAUC
Messenger RNA from Lactuca virosa, 1423 nucleotides. The record is from the annotation of a GenBank genome assembly. NCBI's taxonomy places the organism in Eukaryota, Viridiplantae, Streptophyta, Magnoliopsida, Asterales, Asteraceae.